Tyto alba (common barn owl) is the source of this 1197-nucleotide messenger RNA. RefSeq names its product HAUS augmin like complex subunit 2 (gene HAUS2). The record is from RefSeq and is a predicted model, not a curated record. Gene Ontology annotation, biological process: centrosome cycle; spindle assembly; microtubule nucleation. The transcript has 6 exons. NCBI's taxonomy places the organism in Eukaryota, Metazoa, Chordata, Aves, Strigiformes, Tytonidae. The coding region runs from base 3 to 821 and encodes 272 amino acids. Gene Ontology annotation, cellular component: centrosome; mitotic spindle microtubule; HAUS complex.
UCAUGGCGGCCGCCCAACGGCCACAGAUCCCGUCCUCCGCCGGGGCUUCCGGAACCCCCGGCAUGGCGGAGAAUCCCCUCCCUGCUCCCGCAGCCGAGGCGGCGGAGGCUGAGCAGAGGGAGCCGGCGGCGAGCGAGCAGCAAAGCGCGGAGGACGGCGGGGAGCGGAGAGGCGCCGCGGCCGCCCGCUGGCUCUCGGAGGUGGGGCAGCCCACGGCGGAGGCCGCGCUGCUGGAGCGGUGCCGGGCGGCGGGCAUCCUCGGCCAGGAUACAUUAGAUUUAACCUGUAGAAAAUCCCUGUGCUUUGUGAAAUUCUCAGAGAUGGAGAAAAUGGCAAACAUGAGAGCUGAGAUCAAUGAGAAGAAACUGAAAGCUGAAAUUCUGCAGUUGGAGAAAGAGACAGCAGACAUUGCUCACCCUUUUUACUUAGGCAAAAAAUGUGAGAUUUUGCAAGAUAUGAACAGACACUUGGAAGCUGUACUGAAAGAGAAGAAGGCUCUUAGAAAGAGGUUGAUAAUGCCCAGAUGUCAAGAAAGCCUGCCUAUUGAGGCUACUUUUCACAAGUAUGUAGUACAAUUGUUGAAUGAGGCUGUGACUUUCAUUGAGAAGCUCGAAAGCCAUUUGCAGACCAUAAGAAGCAUGCCUCAGGUACCAGGCAUCAUGAGGAAUAUGGACAUUGCUUUGACAAAAACAGAGGUGCUCGUGGUGGAGUUGGAGGAACUGACAGACCAAAUACUGAAAUGGAGAGAGUGGCAACAAGAAGUGUAUUCUGACAGCAUCUGUGAUACUGCUGGAUUGGAUUUUGGCUUAUCUUUAACCUAACAAAUCAUUUUUCCUCAGAUAGGAUGGCUAAUCAAAGAACUACCUUUUAAUGGUCUUCUGUGAAAACCACAACAUAGUGGUGCUUUAAUCCAGCAGGGACUUUUUAGGUAAUGUUUCUGUUCUUAUGUAACAGUUCUCCAACUAUUAAAAACAAACCAGGAAAGGACAAUGAGUAGUAGCUCAUAGGACAGACUACUGAGGAGACUGUUAAGGAGUUCUGUCUUGAAAUAGUCGGACAGGAUUCCCUUGGAGCCUGUAUCUUCAGUGCAAAUUUGUUUUGUUAUUUUUUUAUGCACUUGCUAUAGUGUCUUUAUUAAUUUUUAUAAGCGUCUUAAUAAUACACUGUAUUUUAUAUGUUGUUAUAAAAUGUCAAUAA